Venturia canescens is the source of this 2010-nucleotide messenger RNA. RefSeq names its product band 7 protein AGAP004871. The record is from RefSeq and is a predicted model, not a curated record. NCBI's taxonomy places the organism in Eukaryota, Metazoa, Arthropoda, Insecta, Hymenoptera, Ichneumonidae. Bases 239 to 1150 code for a protein of 303 amino acids. The transcript has 10 exons. Gene Ontology annotation, cellular component: plasma membrane.
GAACGACCGGCCGCCCGCCACUUUACCACCGUACGUAGUCGUGGCAACGUCUUCGUACUUGCCACAUUCUCACUGCUGGGAUUCGCUCAAACAUUUUUGCUGCUACUGACCACACGUUAACCUCAACCAACUUGACCGCACAUUCACAAUCAUAUUCUUUGCUCUCCACACUUAACGUCAACGGAUCUACCAUUUUUUAUUCGCUACUGAAACUGGCAGGCUUCCUAGCCCAAUCGAGAUGUCGCUGCAAAUGGCAACAAUGGGAAAUGGCAAUAGUACCGCCAUCCCGAUAAAUACGCGACCCGACGACAUCCGGAAGCGCAUAAUCGGAGCUGAAGACAGUAAGGACAACGAAGGGACCACCACCUGUGGAAACAUCUUGGUAUUCCUUUCGUGGCUCAUCGUUGUUCUAACAAUGCCGUUUUCACUAUUCGUCUGCUUCAAGGUGGUUCAAGAAUACGAAAGGGCGGUCAUUUUUCGACUCGGUCGGCUUCUCUCCGGUGGAGCCAAAGGACCCGGGAUAUUCUUCAUUCUGCCUUGCGUCGAUUGCUACGCAAGAGUGGAUCUUCGUACGCGAACUUACGACGUUCCGCCUCAAGAGGUUUUGACGAAAGACAGUGUAACCGUGUCUGUCGACGCGGUCGUUUAUUACCGGGUGAACAACGCGACGAUUUCAAUAGCAAAUGUUGAAAAUGCUCAUCACAGUACAAGAUUACUUGCUCAAACGACUCUCCGUAACACGAUGGGAACUAGACCGCUUCAUGAAAUACUCAGCGAGCGCGAAACUUUGUCGGGAAAUAUGCAGAUGAGUCUCGACGAGGCUACCGAUUCGUGGGGCAUCAAGGUCGAAAGAGUUGAGAUCAAGGACGUCCGUCUGCCCGUCCAAUUACAGCGAGCUAUGGCUGCUGAGGCUGAGGCUGCCCGGGAAGCACGAGCCAAGGUUAUUGCCGCGGAAGGGGAACAAAAAGCCAGUCGAGCACUGAGAGAAGCGUCCGAAGUAAUCGGCGAUUCGCCCGCCGCGUUGCAACUCCGCUACUUGCAGACACUGAACACCAUUUCGGCUGAGAAGAACUCCACGAUCGUCUUUCCACUGCCUAUCGACAUGUUAACCUACUUCAUGAAGGCUCAGGAAGCGACGUCAUCGUCCUAAGUGUAGCGCGAUGCACGACGAGCACCGGAUCGUUCUCCGAGAAAUGUAGCUCUUUCUCUCAGUGGAAAAAUCCGGGAAAAUGGUCUCGCGUUAAUUUCGCAGUGGCAGACAUACUCAUCCAGCGUCGCUUCAAGCGAAUAAAAGAAAAUAACGAAUGAAAAAGGGAUGGGAUAAAUUUUUGGUCAUUUUAAGAGUACUUAAGAGUGCUGAAAGAGUUCAAAUCAACAGCGUGCUCAAAACAGUUCAAAUUAAUACUGUACGCGAGACAAAAUUUAAUUGCGGCUAUUCGUACGCCCGAGCGAUAUUCAAAUAUUCGGAAAAAACGGAAGCUGCUUUCGUUAGCUCUCAUUGCCGCAUAUUUGACAUUUUGCACGCAUACACGUGUGUCAUCAACGCAUAAUAUAACUCAUUAAUGUACAACUAUCCUUUUAAUGAUGUAUCAACAAUUUAAUCUUUAACUAUUGAAAAAUUGUAUUUGUACGCGCGGUGCGCUGCAUAUUUUUCUCGUUUCUAGUCUUUACCCGGUGAGUGUGCAGAGUGCUCAAAUUCCGUUUUCCAAUGUUUAUCUUCUGAGAAUACUCACGUUGCGAAAGCAGGAUACUUUUCGUUGUUUCGAUCACGACAGAUCAAAUGUCGUGCAUCUACUUUUAUUGGUUCGUUCCUGUAACGAAUCAACGAUAACAAGAAUCGAUUGCUCUCCACUUAUGCGGCGAUCUAAUUCCUCGAUACUUUGCAGUAUUUUUUUUCCCUUGAGGUUUCGUAGUAACAUUGUUCGAAUCUAAAUAUUUUCAUCGAGUUUCGAUCGUUUUUGUAUGUUGUCACGAAAUACAAACGUUUAAUAAAAAUGUCCGCGAUGCGAA